This is a messenger RNA of Syzygium oleosum, 1062 nucleotides long. RefSeq lists its product as uncharacterized. The record is from RefSeq and is a predicted model, not a curated record. Bases 1 to 1062 code for a protein of 353 amino acids. The transcript has a single exon. Gene Ontology annotation, molecular function: catalytic activity. Lineage: Eukaryota; Viridiplantae; Streptophyta; Magnoliopsida; Myrtales; Myrtaceae.
AUGGACCUCCAUUUCUCCUCUUCUCAACUAAUUCAUGCUCAAACAAGGUUGCUGCACAUUAAUGAAACUUGUAUGCUCACAGUAGUAUAUGGAGAACACACCUUCAUGAAUCGAAGACAAUUGUGGGCUGACCUUAUUCAGCUCUCCUCAUGUGAUCUCCCAUGGCUUGUUGCUGGGGAUUUUAAUGCGAUUAGAGAUCCAGACAAUAGAGUGGGCAGUUCCACCCUGUGGAUUCCAGCUUUUGAUGAAUUUAAGGAAUGUCUCGACCAUGCGGGACUGGAGGAUCUCCGUUAUGUUGGUUGUAGAUACACAUGGUCGCACUCCUCAGGUGCCAACCGGAAAAUGCGUAAAAUUGACCGAGUACUUACCAAUGCUAGUUGGUCUCAAAUCUUCUCCUACUUGGAAGCUAACUUCCCUCCACCCGGUAUUUCGGACCAUUCUCCUAUGGUGAUCAAGAUUGUUCCACCGUCUACUUCGAACAAGCCUUUCAAGUUUUUCAACUUUUGGGCUUCUCAUCCAACGUUUCUGGAUCUAGUCACUCAAGUUUGGGAUAUGCAUAUUGAGGGUACACCUAUGUUCAAUGUUUGCUGCAAACUUAAAGCUCUUAAGUCUAAGCUGAAACAUUUGAACCGUUGUUCCUUCUCGGAUAUUUCCACAAGAACAGAACAGGCUAGAUCGGACCUAUUCAUUGUUCAGACGGCCUUGGACUCGAACCCCUUCGACCAGAGCCUUCUUGCAAGAGAAAUGGAGCUUCAAAGAAUAUUUUCCGACCUAAGACUUCAAGAAGAAUCCUUUUAUAGGCAAAAAUCCAGAAUCCGUUGGAUUAAGGAAGGGGAUAUGAAUACCAAGUUCUUUCACCACCAUGUCAAUCAUAGACGUAUUCAUAAUAGAAUUUUGUCCGUUUCAUCAGACGAUGAGGAGUUUAUUACAGAACCAUUGGCGAUUAGAAAUCAUAUAGUAUCUCACUUUCAUCAACUACUCACCGGCAGCUCUUCCACUGUUCAGACCUCAGUCCGGGAGGUGAGUGGUUUUAUUGACAAGACCUUAGAUGAAAAUCAGUAG